AUGGCGUCCCUAACGACCAGGGCCGAUCAGGUCGUCGACCGCUCCGUCCUUGAGUCGAUGCUCCGCCGACGAGCCUUUUAUUUCCCAUCAUUUGAAGCGUACAACGGCGUUGCUGGUCUCUUUGAUUAUGGUCCGCCCGGUUGCGCGCUGCAGGCAAACAUUGUCGAUGCCUGGCGCAAGCAUUUCGUCCUAGAGGAAGACAUGCUCGAGGUCGACACGACUAUGCUGACGCCGCACGAGGUGCUCCAGACUAGUGGCCAUGUCGAGAAAUUUGCGGAUUGGAUGUGCAAGGACCCCAAGACAGGCGAGAUUUUCCGAGCAGACCACCUGGUCGAGGCUGUGCUUGAAGCUCGUCUCAACGCAGACAAACAGGCGCGCGGCGAGAAGGUCGUGGUGAACGAGGAGGAAGAUGCGAAGAAGAAGAAAAAGAAGGUCAAGGAUGUCAAGCUCGUCAAGCUGGACGAUGCCGUCGUGCAAGAGUACGAGGAGAUUCUGGCCAAAAUCGACAACUACGAUGGUGAUGGACUGGCCGAGCUGAUCACCAAGUAUGAAAUUCGCAAUCCCACCACCGGCGGUCCUCUCAACCCUCCCGUGGCUUUCAACCUGAUGUUCCAGACAUCCAUUGGACCCAGCAGCAACUUGCUAGGCUACCUCAGACCAGAGACCGCCCAGGGCCAGUUCCUUGCUUUCCAGAAAUUGCUUGACUUCAACCAGAACCAAAUGCCCUUUGCAUCUGCGUCGAUUGGCAAAUCCUUCCGCAAUGAAAUCUCGCCUCGUGCCGGACUAUUGCGUGUGAGAGAGUUCCUGAUGGCUGAGAUUGAACACUAUGUCGACCCUGAUGGCGGCAAGAAACACCCUCGGUUCGACGAGAUCAAGGACGUUGAACUGUCGCUGCUGAACCGAGAAGUCCAGCUUUCCGGCAGCACGCUGACUGAACGCGUGACCGUCGGUCAGGCCGUGUCUACUCGUCUGGUGGACAACGAAACCCUCGGCUACUUCCUCGCCCGCAUUCAACAAUUCCUGCUCAAGAUCGGAAUUGACCCUAAAAAGCUUCGAUUCCGUCAACACAUGGCCAACGAAAUGGCGCACUAUGCUGCUGACUGCUGGGAUGCCGAGCUUCAGUCUAGUUACGGCUGGGUUGAAUGUGUUGGAUGUGCUGACCGCAGCGCAUACGACUUGACUGUGCACAAGGAAAAGACCGGUGCUCCGCUGUUUGUGCGUGAAGCUCUCGCUGAGCCUAGGAAGUUUGAGGAGUGGGACGUCGACAUUGCAAAGUCCAAGUUCGGCCCUCGCUUCAAGAAAGACGCCAAGAAGGUAGAGCUCGCCAUCAACGCCCUUUCGGAAGACCUUCGCGAGAAACUCUCCCUCGACUUGGCCAAGGACGGCAAGAUCGAGAUUGAUGUUGAGGGUGUUGAAAAUGGCAAGGUGGAGCUGGACAAGGAUCUCAUUGCUAUUGAGAAGCGGUCCAAGGUUGAGCACAUUCGUGAAUACACGCCGAAUGUGAUUGAGCCAUCCUUUGGUAUUGGACGAAUUCUCUACAGUCUGUUUGAGCACUCUUACUGGCACCGGGAUGGAGAUGAAGCUCGUGGUGUCCUUUCUUUCCCUCCCGUGAUUGCACCCACAAAGGUGCUCCUGGUCCCCCUUUCCAACCACGACUCAUUCACCCCAUUCAUCAAAAGACUGGGCCAGAAACUCCGCCGCGCUGGUAUUUCUAACAAGGUCGACGACUCGUCAAGCAGCAUUGGCAAGCGCUACUCGCGCAACGACGAGCUCGGCACCCCCUUUGGCAUCACAAUCGACUUCCAGUCGGUCAAGGACAACACAUUCACGCUACGCGACCGCGACUCUACGAAGCAGGUACGCGCGAGCGAAGACGAGAUUCUGGCGGCGGUCAAGUCGGUUGUGGAUGGAGAGGAGACGUGGCAGGAUGUGCAGAAGCGGCUCCCAGAGUUUACUUCGCAAGAGACGGAUCUACUCAGGAUCUACGUGGGCACCAUGGCGCCGUCGAUCCCCUCCGCUAAAAUCACACUCUCGUGUCCCCUUUUCGCCGCCGACUUUGAUCCUCGCAAUCAUGGCCUGCUGCUUGUCGGCGGCGGCGGCGGUGAAGGGCGCAGCGGGGUGGGAAAUAAGAUCGCCCUGUUGAACACCUCGAAACGAUACGAAAUUUCCGAAAUCGUCAACGUCGAACUCUCGCGCGAUGAGGAUUCAGUGACGUCCCUGGCAGUCGCUCAAUCGGCUGACGAGUCGAUGGUUGCGCUUGCGGGCAUCAACAGUUCUCAGGCUGAACAGCAAAAAGGGAAUAACCAGCAUUUGCGAUCAUUCGAGCUCGAAUACCCGCCGCGAAAGACGAACGAGAGUAGUCAGGAUGCAGAGCCGGAGGUGAAAGAAGAAGAAAAAAGCAAAAAGAAAAAGAAAGAAAAGACAGAGACGGAGAAGGAGAAAAAGACCAAGGCUCUCUCACAAGCUUCCCUGUUUAGAACGAAUUUGGGCGGCGGCAACAAACUGAAGCCCGGCGAGAAAGUCGAUACAUACCAGAGAAUACUAAGGUUGUCGCCUUAUCGAGACGCAGAAUCGCCUCGUAUCGGCGUCCUCGCGACUGGCCUGGCUCCCUCUGGCGAGGUUGUUUUGUUUAAUGUUACCACGUCUCCGCAACCGACAGACGUUAUUGGGCGAAUCCGCCUCGCGGCAGACGAAGAAGCAGAAGACCUUGAUAUAAUCGAGACGGAUGAUGGGAACUUUCUUGUAGCGUACACCAAUGGCACCGAUGUACACACUUUCAAGGUGUCUGCCUCGUCGCGCAAAUCAGAUGCUUCUCCAGAGGUCAAGUCGGUCUUUUCCAUCCCAAGAACCUCGUCCGCCAAACCACCCAAGUUCCGCGCGCUUCGGUUUGUCUCGCCCGAUACCUUGUUACUUCUCCAAAACGCCGCAGACCGCUCCGGCAGCGAGUUGGUCCUAUUAAACCUACCUUCCUCUUCCCAGUCAACUGGAAAAAUCAUCCGCCGGAAAAGGCUUCGCAGAUCCAUCAAAAUCGGUCUAGGUCUAGACGUGGUCAGUCUCGGCGCGAGCACAGACAAUGGUGACCAACAACAUCUCAUCGCGGUGGCCGGUAGCGACCAGUCCAUUGAAAUCCUCACCCUCGAUUAUACAGGGUCUACAAAGGCAUACGGGAAAUUGGCAGGCUACACAACCCUCAGCCAAGUACAUCCCUUCUCCAUGACGAAAAUCUGUUUUUCGCCGUACCGACCCCCACCGCUCCCUGUCACGGCGACCACGCCUCCCCAAUAUGUCAAGUUAGUCUCGAUUAGCUUGGGAAAUACCGUCGUCGUGCAAACCUUCCCACUCUCCCCAUUCCCCCGCGGCGGCACUCCGACGCCACGGUACGUGCUCAAAACACCUGGGAACCCGGACUUUUGGGAGACGGCAUUUAGCUGCCUUGUGGCCAUUGUGGUCAUUGCAAUCAGUUGUCUGUUUCUGCAGGCCUUUACCGAAAUCAGAGGUGGCACGCCGCCAUACCUUGGUGCCACUGAGUGGCUGCCCACGGGCCUGCGGAACAGGAUCGCGCGGCCGUAUAUGUUUGAUGAGAAUAACCGACCGCUGGACUGGGCUGUUUCUUCUCCUUCUGCUUCUACGAGUGCAACCGGAUCGUCGGUGCCCCAGGCGCAGAUCUCGUCAAUAGUCACGGACGAGUCAGCCCUCGGCGAUCUAUUCAAGGCCAGAAAAGAGAAAACAUCACCCAAUGAACAAGGAGAAGAACAAAAUACCCAUCUCAUAAUCCAACACGACCCCACCGAAAACUCCCUCUCCGCGCAGGAAAUCAACCCUGAUCACUACGACGAAGAAUCCAUAUCCACCAGGCACAACGCUCGCAAAUGGGAAGACUUGGCUCCCGAAGAGCAGGAUCGAUGGAAACACGUCUUGUCCGAGGCGGGCCAUUGGGCUGUUGAUGAAGGGGAGCAGGUCCUAAAGGGUAUAUUUUUUGGGCAGUUGGGUGGUAUUGUCGGUGCUGCUGUUGGAGGUUAA
Molecule: messenger RNA, 4020 nt
Organism: Talaromyces rugulosus
Lineage: Eukaryota; Fungi; Ascomycota; Eurotiomycetes; Eurotiales; Trichocomaceae
Exons: 4
Coding region: 1-4020 (1339 amino acids)
Biological process (GO): mitochondrial glycyl-tRNA aminoacylation
Cellular component (GO): mitochondrion; cytoplasm
Molecular function (GO): glycine-tRNA ligase activity; protein binding; ATP binding
Source: RefSeq, a predicted model, not a curated record